AUGACGUCGCGGCCGUCUAAACAAUUUGCAAGCUCACUCUCAAUCAGUUCAUCAGGAGGAAACCACACAUCAAUACUACCGACCCUGGUUGCUCGAGGCGCGCAAGGUGGUCAAGCUAGAGUUCGGCGAGUAGCGCGAACGCGGCCACAUCAGACCAGAUUGAUAUCAGAAAGAGUCAGGGAAGCACUUUGGAACGCGGCCAACGACUCGUCCGCCACCGAAUCUUUCCGUUCCAUCCCAUCGAGGAAUCAGACCGGCCAUUCUGCACUAGAACAGUGCUCUUUAGAAUCGACGACUCCGUUUGCAAACUUCGACGAAGGGAUUUUCACUUCUUCAUGCUCGGAGACCUCAAACGUUGACGCUUCUACGCUUCCCUCGGACCCACUUGUUCACCAUUUCGGGGUUCGGUCUGUUGCGGCACAGGAUCUCUUGACUCAACAGUCUGCGGAUGCACAAGCGAUGAGCGCAUUGGGCUUUAUUCUUCCAACAAGCUUCGACCAAAUGGAUCCAUACACAUCAAACUACCAAUCUCAUCACUAUCUUAGUGGACACUACUCGGCAGCAGACCAGAAUCGGACAUUAUCUUCAGCAAGCCAUGCGUCCGCUCCCAUUACAUCUGCAUACGCAGCUACUCCCCCCAUGACUGCUAGCAACCCAGGCUCUCCAGACCCAAGAACUAUGUCAACGAGAGAACGGUCCCAAUCUUAUCACUCUGCAAUAACAAGCCCUUACCAAACCGCCCACCCCUCUCCACCGGCCGGUUACUCAACUUUGGGCUAUGCGCAACCUGUUCAUCCUGCUGUUUCUCCGCAUCCCGCAUAUUCUAACCUUGCCAGUCAAGUUCCCGAGCCGACUUCUUACGGGACAGCAAUGGCUGGAUCUUCAAAUGGAUACGCAGCAGCAAACUAUCCAUCGGGCUAUGAAGCCCUUCCGACCGCACCAUCAUUCUAUUCCCCCCACAGCGUGAUCCAUCCAGGAACCCAAACCUCCAUCCCGGCAUCCUACAUGGCGAGCACAGGCGAGCACACCACUUCUUCAGCGGCGAGCAGUGACGAGCCCGUCCGCAUCCUCCACUCACGUCCCAAACCGCAGUGCUGGGACCACGGCUGCAAUGGGCGCCAAUUUUCCACCUUCAGCAACCUCCUCCGCCAUCAGCGAGAAAAAUCCGGCACAGCAUCGAAAUCGAAUUGCCCGCGAUGCGGCGCGGAGUUUACGAGGACGACCGCUCGGAACGGGCACAUGGCCAACGAGAAAUGCAAGCGGAGGCAAAAAAGCGGGUCGGAGAUCGACGAGGACUGA
Messenger RNA from Eremomyces bilateralis CBS 781.70, 1299 nucleotides. RefSeq lists its product as uncharacterized. The record is from RefSeq and is a predicted model, not a curated record. The coding region runs from base 1 to 1299 and encodes 432 amino acids. The transcript has 4 exons. NCBI's taxonomy places the organism in Eukaryota, Fungi, Ascomycota, Dothideomycetes, Eremomycetales, Eremomycetaceae.